This is a messenger RNA of Pelodiscus sinensis (Chinese soft-shelled turtle), 1585 nucleotides long. Lineage: Eukaryota; Metazoa; Chordata; Testudines; Trionychidae. The record is from RefSeq and is a predicted model, not a curated record.
GGAUUCAAAUUGAGUGGAAAGCCGACCGGGUCGGUUAUUAAUCAGCGGGCGCUGCCUCAGGCUGAGGAACCGGAGCUGCGUCUUGCCGCUGCCUUCGCCAUGGCCCACAAGCAGAUCUACUACUCCGACAAAUACUUCGACGAGCACUACGAGUAUCGACACGUGAUGUUACCCAGAGAACUUUCAAAGCAAGUACCAAAAACUCAUCUAAUGUCUGAAGAGGAGUGGAGAAGACUUGGUGUCCAACAAAGUCUGGGCUGGGUCCAUUACAUGAUCCAUGAGCCAGGUAGGUAGAAUGCUAUCAUAGCAAUGAAACAGUCAGUUAAAAAUGACUGAACAGGUAAUCCUUGGAAUUAAAAGGACACCCAAAAAACUGAUAACUGCCUUGUUGCAACUUUGGGGAAACUAGCAGCAGCAGCAGAGAAGCAUUGGAGUCAUGGGCAUCCCAUGUCUAGUUUGUAGCUGUCAAACUAGAACACUGGCAAAUUGCUGCCACUCAUGUUGGAUUAAAUUUAUACAUGAACUGUAACUUGGUCGUCUUUGAACCAGAGAGAGAAUGUUAUCCUAGUGACUAUCAUAGCUGAUUUGCUAGAGAGAAUGUUAUCCUAGUGAUUAUCAUAGCUGAUUUGCUAGAAACAACAAAAGUUAAGAUUAGGAUUUUAACUAAGGGACAUAUGAAAUAAAGCAGUUGACAGUUAAACCGCAAUACUAUGAUCUUUGUGUCAAUGUAAAACUGACUCCUUUCAACCGCUACUUGCUUAUUAUGAGUGUUAGGACUAAAACUAGUACAAACAUGAGUGCAGGUUAACAUAAUUGUCUGGAAAAACUGCAGGUGCAGGUGACAUGUCAAUGGUGUUCAAAAUUUGAUGGCUGGCUGAAUUAGCUUGUGAGGUCUUCCAAAGGUCAAUUCCAUUUUUCUGCUAUUGUGGACAUUCCUUCCAACAACUUGCUGUAGUUCCGUCUCCUGCUUAAGGAUGUGCAUGUGUCACUUUGCCUGAAGGCCUUGUUUAAACAAGGAAAUUGGGUCUUAAUUAGCUUGUCUAGAAACUAGGCUAGUUAAAUCAAUGUACCCACUUGUGGGAACAUUCAUGAGCUGUUAAAACAACCAGUACUAUACUAGAAAGAGUUAGCUAGUACAGUGACACUGGCAACCCAAAGUAUUGAUGUGGCAUACGGAUGCUUUUACUUACUCAGCUAUCCUAGCAAAACAAGCUAAUAUAAACUGCAUCUACUUUAGAGUUUAGUAUCAAAAUGAUGCAAAAAGUCCAAUUUAGCUGUACUGGCUAUAGUCCUGUUAAACUAGUACUAUUUCUGUGCCUUAACAAGGUCUGCAGUGAUAUUUAUCAAUGCUCAUGCAUUAGUUACAAAUAGGGAGAUGUUGCAUUUUCCUAAAAUGCCCUGAUGGGUCACACAACACUUACCCUUUCAGAUAUAUGAAACUUGAGCAUUCAUGGAAAUAUCUAAAUAUUGUUGUUCCCCUCAAUUUUUAAUGGGUCACUCGUGCUGCCAAGGUAGAACUUAAACACUUAAGCCAAUUAGGGUAUGUCUACACUACAGCGCUAAUUUGAACUAAUUUAGUUUGAAU